UGUUAUCAUUAUGACUUGUCACACCUUAAAUUUUAACUCACUGAAGAUCCUACACAGGAUGUGAAAUCGAGGAGGCAGAUCUUCAGAAAAAAGGAAGUGGGUGAACUUCCCCUCAGACAGUCAUGUCAGACAGCGGUGACGGAAGGCAGAGCAGAGAUGAAGAGGACGAGCAGCAAAAAAUGCGGGAAGCGGCAAGGAGGACUCUCCAGAGGCAGAAAGAGGUUGAAAGCCAAGGAUUGGAACUACAUGAAGUUGGUGUGAGGUUAGCAGAGAAUAACCAAAGCAAUCCACUCCAUGACAACACAGAACAGGAUGAGCAUUUACCAACCUAUGAUGAGGCUAUGAGAAUGAGAGAUCAAAGCAACAAUGAUCAUCGAAUUUCCUCAUCAGAGGAUGAUCAUCAUGGAAUUUCCUCAUCAGAGGAUGAUCAUCGAAUUUCAUCACGAGAUGGACUUGAUGAAGCAGAGCAUGGUCCCCUUCAACCACCAUAUGACCAGUAUCGACCACGCAGUCCAGGGGCCAGGAGAGAUUUAUAUGCGGUUCCUAGGGAGGAUCAAGAUUCUGCUUCUUAUGCUGGCCCUGUACCACAGAAAACUCCACCAGCUUCUCUUUCCUCCUCGUUUUUGUCAUUAGAUGAAGCUCCACCACCUGGACCUGAGGUUUCCUCUGCCAGUGUGUUUAGAAUAGAGGAAGGGAGGAACGAAGACAGAGAGGAGGAGUCGCAAUCUCGUCUACAGAAGUUUAUUCACCGUCGUAUAGAGAACAUAUCAUUUAAUCAGCUGUGCUGCGCAGUCAUUCUGGUGACAGGGAUCAUCUCAGCCAUUGUCUUUUUAGGCGUCUUCCCAUCCAGCUUUGUUUAUUUAGAUUAUCAUAAGAUGGCCUUGAAAUAUAACAAAAUCACUGGCAUGGUUGAUAGAUCCACCACUUAUGAGUUUGGUUGUUACAUCCUGGGGCCUAGUGUGGGCUUUCUGGAGUUUGAUGCAACUGCCCACACUGUGUCCAAGACUCAUGGAGUAUUCACACUGGACAAACUGCCCAUUGACAUUACCUACCAUGUGCAAUAUUUCAUCAAAAAGAAGGAACUUGGAGCACUGCACAGAGAAUUUGGAGUUGGUUAUGAUGAUGUCAUUCGAAGUGUGAUAGAGAGUGAAAUGAAAAACCUGGCUGUUCCAUUCAGUGUGGAUCAGUUCCGAUUACAUCGACCCGUGCUGGAAAAAUAUUUUCAUAGAAAAUUGAAAGAAAGGCUGGAAGGAAAUUGCUGUCCUGAUUGUUGUCCAAGCACCUGUGAGAACAUAACUCUGUGCUCCCUCUGUCCUUCUUCAAGUUCCUGUAACAAGGCUUUCCACAUCAAUGUAGAGUUUUUCCACUUUGGUAAAGUGGAUAUCCCUGCAGUGAUAACAGAGAGGUACCUCACCAGGACUCUGCUUAAGGAAAAUGCUGAUAGAGAGGUGUUUAUUCAGGAGAAAAUGGUGGAAACUAAAAAGACAUUGCGAGAAACAACGAAAUUACGUAAUACAGCCAAUGAAAUUCAGCAAGCAGCAGUUGCAGAAUCAAGAAAGAUUGGUAUUGUAGCCUCGGUCAACCGUGAAGCAAACUUGACUGAUGCUUACAUUUCUGCUCUGUCCAGCAUGUUUACAAGGUUAAAGGUCACACAGGAGGAGCACAAGCUGUCAAUCAUGAUGAUACGAGCUCUGGAGGACGUGGCUGUGAAGGGUAAUCUGUACAGGACUUAUGGUUAUGACAAUGGUACCAUGUCACUCUACACAAAGGGGAUGUCCAGAGGCUAGGACCAAUAGAGAAUUUGAAUAUUGUCUCCAUCUGCUCAAUUUUACAAUUGGUGUCUCAGGAAUGUUUGUACGAUACCUUGAUUACAAUUGGAAAAAAAAAAAAACUUUAUUUAUGUAUCAAUUUAAUAGGUCAUUUUUUUGUUUUUGUUUAUUGAGUAGCUAUUGUUUAUUAUAUCCCCUAUAUAUACAUUUCCUCAUCUUACAUGUAUGUUAUGUGCUAUUUAUUCUAUCAAUAUUGAUUUAAUUUAGCAAACCAUUGUCGAAGUAUAUUGUGAUUUUUCACCCUCUCUGUUGUACAUAUUUUAUAAAGAAUCCUUGUUUUAGAAGGAUAUCUUGAAUGAAUUAUUUGUGUGUUUGUCAAGCAGGGUAGUCCUUCAGAAUUACGGUAAAAUAGAAGGGGACAUUCUAAAGAUAGAAGGGUGUCUUGGGUCCCUUCUCAAAUGGGGGUUGAGGGGGCAAUGCCAAAAUAAUAGGGGGAUUUUUGUCAUUAUAGGCGGGGAAAUUCCCCAGCCCCCAGAAUCUUAUGAAGAACCCUGGUCAAGAGUUAAAAAUCAGGUUAGUCAUCUGUCUGUCAGUCUAUUUUUAAAAUUUUGGGGGGGGGGGUAUUUUAAAGACAAACUUUAUGUGAAAGAUCUAGAUAAGAUAGAUAUCCAACAGAAUCUCACUUGUGUCACUUGUAUAAUUUACAUUUCUGUGAAUUAUUUUGACAUAAUGUAAUAUUUACAAAGAAGAAAAAGUAAGUUGUAAGAUUUUUUCCCCAAUCUUUUUUGAGAUAUUCAACAAAAUACAUGUUUAUUCAAAACAAUAGGAGGGUAACAUGAAAAUCUCUUCUAAUGUUGGAUCCAUAGUGAUUGAGUCAGCCUGGAUUGUGUAGCAUACAUGUAUUUCACAUGUUCCACGUGUUUAUUAUCUUUGUGAUACCUACUACUAUAUAAUUUUUUUUUAAUAUUUUGCAAGUUUUCUUAACUUUCUUUGAAAGAUGAAAAUAUGUUACCAUGGUGCUUAACAUUUAUAAGUGUUUCAACUUCAUAGAUGCCUAUAGCAGCUUUAAGGCAAUCACUUUCAUGAAUCCUGUGUUAAUAAUUGUAAUAAAGUUAUGUGGAAAGAAAA
Molecule: messenger RNA, 2897 nt
Organism: Saccostrea echinata
Lineage: Eukaryota; Metazoa; Mollusca; Bivalvia; Ostreida; Ostreidae
Exons: 16
Coding region: 123-1787 (554 amino acids)
Source: RefSeq, a predicted model, not a curated record